Tarenaya hassleriana is the source of this 1657-nucleotide messenger RNA. RefSeq lists its product as uncharacterized. The transcript has 14 exons. Lineage: Eukaryota; Viridiplantae; Streptophyta; Magnoliopsida; Brassicales; Cleomaceae. The coding region runs from base 186 to 1442 and encodes 418 amino acids. The record is from RefSeq and is a predicted model, not a curated record.
CUGUCUCACCUCUCUCACAAACUCGCCCACUUUAUCCCCUUCAAUUUUCAUCGUUUCGUUUUUUCCAGAAACUCUUCCUAAAAUUAAAAAAAAAAAAAAGAUUUUCAGGGAUUGCACCGCGUGAUAUCUCCGAGGCGCGCGACUCACGCCUUGUACAGGACGCGCAGAAGACGCUUCCGCCCCAAAUGGCUCGAGCUCUGCUGCAUCCAUAUAGUGGUAGAAUAUGGGCUUCUUUAUCCAAUGUGACCAAAAAGGAUGGCCAUUCGGACUCUACAGUCUUGGUUCUGGGUGGAACUGGUCGGGUCGGUGGAUCCACUACUGUCGCUCUCUCCAAGCUUUGUCCUGAUCUAAAGAUCGUCGUUGGUGGUCGUAACAGAGAAAAAGGUGAAGCAAUGGUGGCGAAGUUGGGCAAGAAUUCUGAGUUUGUUGAAGUAGAUAUCACCAGCACUAGAUCACUAGAGAAAAGUCUACGAGAUGUUGAUCUUGUAGUCCAUGCCGCGGGCCCUUUCCAACAACUUCAGCAAUGCACUGUUCUUGAAGCUGCCAUAAAGACAAAGACAGCAUAUGUUGAUGUUUGCGACGACACAAACUAUGCCUUUCGCGCGAAAUCCCUUGGUGCUGAGGCAGUUUCCGCAAACGUCCCGGCAAUAACCACUGCUGGAAUAUAUCCAGGAGUCAGCAAUGUGAUGGCAGCAGAACUGGUUCAUGCAGCAACAAGUGAAAGCAAAGGGACCCCAGAGAAGUUGAGGUUCUCUUACUACACGGCAGGCAGUGGUGGUGCCGGUCCUACCAUAUUAGCCACGAGCUUUUUACUUCUCGGUGAAGAAGUUACUGCAUAUAACAAAGGAGAAAAGGUUAAAAUGAAACCAUACAGCGGAAUGAUCAAUGUAGAUUUUGGGAAAGGUAUCCGAAAGAAAGAUGUUUAUCUACUAAACCUGCCGGAAGUAAGAACGGCACACGAAGUUCUUGGAGUGCCUACAGUCUGUGCCCGUUUUGGGACUGCUCCAUUUUUCUGGAACUGGGGAAUGGAGGCCAUGACAAAGCUUUUAUCCCCGGAAUAUCUAAGAGACAGGACCAAAGUCCAGAAACUGGUCCAGUUGUUUGACCCUGUCGUCAGAGCCAUAGAUGGAAUUGCUGGAGAACGCGUGUCGAUGAGGGUUGACUUGGAGUGCUCGGAUGGGCGGAGCACAGUGGGUGUAUUUAGUCACAAAAAGCUCUCUGUGUCUGUUGGAGUUGCAACUUCAGCUUUUGUUCUUGCAGUUCUCGAAGGAAGCACGCAGCCUGGGGUUUGGUUUCCGGAAGAGCCCCAAGGGAUUGGCAUAGACGCGAGGGAAGCUCUUCUUAGACGUGCGUCCCAAGGAACGUUCAACUUCGUUAUGAACAAGCCGCCGUGGAUGGUUGAAACAGACCCGAAAGAAGUCGGCUUAGGGAUUUAUGUUUAAAUGUUAUCCAGUAACAUCGUCGCGAGCGUUUCUUAUAUGUUCGCAGAUGUUUCGAUGCCUAGUGUUUAUAAAUGGGAUUGGAGAGUAGGUUAUUUAAUUCAGAUGGAUAGAGUAAUACCUCGUAUUCGAUAUAAAUUAUUAAAAUCAGACUAACCGAAAUUUAACAACAAUAACAUCACUUUAAUUUUAAGUUUAUUUGGAGUCGGUUGCAUGAA